Messenger RNA from Bactrocera neohumeralis, 686 nucleotides. Its product is annotated as ATPase inhibitor, mitochondrial. The record is from RefSeq and is a predicted model, not a curated record. Gene Ontology annotation, molecular function: ATPase inhibitor activity. The transcript has 3 exons. Gene Ontology annotation, cellular component: mitochondrion. Gene Ontology annotation, biological process: negative regulation of ATP-dependent activity. The coding region runs from base 200 to 469 and encodes 89 amino acids. Lineage: Eukaryota; Metazoa; Arthropoda; Insecta; Diptera; Tephritidae.
AUGCCUUGCACAAAUUUCAUCGAAUAUUCAUCAUUCUUCAUCACGCACUUGUGGUAAACAGACAAACGCGAAGAAACACAUUUAAAAACGAAAACAACUUGCGAUUAGUGUAUAAAACUAUUUUUAAACAAAUUAGUGACAAUAAUAAAAGCACAUAUUUGUGAAAUACAGUUUGAGCAGUGAAAUAAAAAGCGCAGAAAUGCUAGCACGUCGCUCAAUCGUUGGAGUACAAGCGUUGAAACAACAUUGUCGCAAAAUGUCGCAAGUCGGUGAAUUGGGUAGCGGCGCAGGCAAGGGUGGCGGCGGUGGUGGUUCCAUACGCGAGGCAGGCGGCUCUUUCGGCAAGAUGGAGGCAGCACGCGAGGAGGAAUUUUUCUACAAGCAGCAAAAGGAACAGCUGAAGAAUCUGAAGACCAAAAGCGACGACGCACCAAAGAAUACAAAUGCCACUGCACAACCGGCGAAAUAGUGAAAUGCUACAAAAAGGCGAAAAAUAAUGAUUUGAGAAACUAUUUUGGAACAACGCCAAUUGGUGUUUGUGUCCCCAAUAUUUUACACGUAUUUUAUAGUUGAAAGCGUUGUUUUUACUUAUAAUACCAAAGAGUUCAAUAUGGUAUUUUGUUAAUUAUAUUUAUUUACCCUAAUAUAUACACGAAUUGAAAAAAAUAUUUAUACGUACUUCCUAA